Arachis duranensis is the source of this 1314-nucleotide messenger RNA. RefSeq lists its product as uncharacterized. Lineage: Eukaryota; Viridiplantae; Streptophyta; Magnoliopsida; Fabales; Fabaceae. Gene Ontology annotation, biological process: endoplasmic reticulum to Golgi vesicle-mediated transport. The record is from RefSeq and is a predicted model, not a curated record. The transcript has 7 exons. Gene Ontology annotation, cellular component: nucleus; cytoplasm; TRAPP complex. Bases 617 to 1024 code for a protein of 135 amino acids.
AUUUGAGAUUUAAUAUUGUGCUUUUUUGAAAUUCUAAUUUUUCGCUCAACACAGUAUCGCAAUUGCUCCGCUGCACUUUCGAUAACGGCCGAAAUUGAUCGAAUUGGACGAUAACCUAAUCCUUGAUUGCAUCUAAUUCUUAUUUGAAGUGCAGUUGAAAUCUAAAAUCGUCUUGCAAAAAAGAUGAAAAAUUGGUCAAAUUGGCAAUUAACCGAUAAACCGGACCGAUUUUUUAAAAGAUUGGUUCGUUAAUCCCACAUCAAAACGUCGUCAUUUUGAUCCCAAAAAAUAAAAAGCCAGCCCACACACCCCACCCCCUUCUCUCUCACAACCCAACGAACCCUAACCCAGUAACCCCUCUCUCUCUCAAACUUGAGCAGCAGCAGUGCUCACUAAACUUCAAAAUUUAGUCGCCUCUGGAAACUUUGCUUCGCCCUCUUCUCCUCUACGUCGUUGCGUCUGGCCCUCUUCUCUCUCCCACAAGCUCUUCUCUGCGUCUCUGUAUAAUCGUUCCUACUUCGCUGGUAAUUCUGUUUCGUUCCUCCCUGCCUCGCCGUCUGUUUCGCUCCUACCUCGCCGUCAGCUUCGUGCCUCCCUCGCCGCGCGGGAUUAUAUAAUGGCAACCACUGCUUGUUUCAUCAUUGUUAGCAGAAAUGAUAUUCCUAUUUAUGAAGCUGAAGUUGGAGUAGCUGCUAAAAGAGAAGAUGCUGCUCAGCUGCAUCAGUUUAUCCUGCAUGCUGCUCUCGAUAUUGUUCAGGACCUAUCGUGGACUACUAGUGCUAUGUACUUGAAAUCGGUAGACAGGUUUAAUGAUCUGGUGGUCUCAGUGUAUGUCACAGCUGGUCAUACCCGUUUUAUGUUGCUUCAUGACUCUCGUAAUGAUGAUGGCAUUAAGAGCUUCUUCCAAGAUGUGCAUGAACUUUACAUAAAGACACUUCUUAAUCCCCUGUACUUGCCUGGCUCCCGGAUCACAUCAUCCCAUUUUGACACAAAAGUCCGAGCUCUUGCUCGAAAAUAUUUGUAGAGUCCAUCAGCUAGCUCAUAUAGCAGCGAGUCUGGAUCUGACCCCUACCUUGUUCGUUUAUCGUUGUUACUCCCUACAAUAUUUGACAGCAAGGUAAGGUUUGGUGUUUCCCUGAAAUGUUUGUGUACACAAGUCAUUAGGGGAAGAUGGCUAUGUUUGUUUGCUAAGGAAGAGUGAUGUUAUGUUGACAAAUGCUGUUGGAUUGCUAGUGCUACAAUUUGUAAUACAUACUAAUCGAUCUUGUACUUUAUGAUCACAUCUUGUACAUACUAAUCAAAUAUUUUUUGUUA